AUGUCAGAGAAACAGAAGGGCAUCUCCCUCCGCAAGAAGCGGGGGGACAAGAGCAAGAAGAACGCGCCGCCGCCCACCAUCAGCGCGCCGCGACAGAUUAGUGCGCCCAUGCCCGCAGGCGUCGCUGCUGCUGCUGCCGCUUCACUCCCAAGCUCCGGGCGCCCUUCGAACGAAUCCAGCCGGUCGAGGACCAGACAGGAUGGCCCCCCAUCACAGCCAAGACCGCAGCGGCCAGAUAAGACGGCGGAUCUCGUCAAGAGGAGGUACUCCCAGAAGAUCACGACGCUCCCUAGCGACUUCGGAAAUGGGGAGCCUAUGCCGCAGAUGCCACAAAUGCCUGUUCAGUACAGAGAGAAGAGUCAGACGAGAGAGGGACGGCCGCCCGGAAGCUCCAAUGGACGGGUCCUGCAAGUCGACCCGCGCGCAUUGCGGGACCCCAACCUGGAAGUAGAGCGAUAUGUAUCAACUAUCCUCGCAGACGCCUCUGAAGCAGACAUCAGCCGCUACCAGGACGAGCUGCGCAAGACGAAGCAUCGUACAUCGCUCGACCUCCAGCACAACGUAUACCAAAACCGCACACAGUUUAUCAAGAUCAGUAAAGAAGCAGAGAAGCUCAAGGGCGAAAUGCGGACGCUUCGUCAGUUGAUGUCUGACCUGACAACUACCUUGGAGCAGACAGCAUCAGCUACGGGUGCCGCCAAUGACACCGCGAGCUCGCGAAGAGCUAACCGAAGUUCGAUCGGAGAUCUCAAUCAACUGCGCGCAGGCCAGCUACAGCAGCUUUACAGGGACGUUGAAGGCUCGCAAAAGUAUCUACCCCCAAUACCCGGACGAUAUAUCGUGUGGAAGUCAACGAGAUGGUUCGAACUGGACUCUGCAACCCUCAAGGCAAGGCGAAGAGUGAGACUACUGCUACUAAAUGAUCAUCUCCUUAUCGCAUCAGAAAAAAAGGCACGUAACGAUGUUCCUGGACAGCGUGAUGGCAACAGGGCGAAUAUGGAGUUUACUGCCCAGAGAUGUUUUCCCCUACAGGAUACCCAAGUGAUUAGGACGCCAGAAGAACGCAUCAUUAUACGCGCUGGAUCUGAGUCUUUCACAUACGACACCAAGAAGGAAGACAGUGGUGAUAAAUCCGCUUUCGUGGCUACUUUCCGCAAGACGAAGGAUGACCUGCGCAAGAGCCAAGAAGCGGAUGUACAAGAGAAAGACCGAACGCAAGACUCCUAUAGCCACCUUCUUUCGCGCGACCCUGCCUUCAUGAACAGGACAGAGUUAUUGGACAAUCUCUCAGACGGCAUCAACAACGAACAAGUCAGUACUUUUGUUGACAUUGACGGACAACAGCGCAAUAUCCGGUGGGUAGAAAGUCAACUAGACGAUUUGGACAUUGAGAUCGCGCUCCAACAUUUCCAGGAGGCAGUCCUGAAAGUGGACCGGCUCAAGGCACUUGCAAAGAACAUUAGAAGCAAUGAGAUGGCCAAGACAAUCGUCACCUACAAGGUCAAUGAGCGCGCUGCGAAGCUUGCGAACGUUUUGGUCAAGCACAUGGUAGAGCACAACAACUGGUUCACCUCUGUCAGGCAACACGUGAGUUGGGUAGUCCAACUAGGCUUCGAAGACCGCGCACGAGAAGCCUAUCUGGAAGCUCGCGGUAACCUGAUCAGAACUCGCACGCGGCAAUGCAUAUUCGAAGGCAAUCUCCCAGACUAUAUCUUCCAGAUCUCCUACAUCUAUUUCACCAUCAUCAAGAACACCGUCGACAUGUAUCAGAAGUGCUUCCCACAACAGCUCAUGUCCGCGUGCGUCAAGUGGUCAAAAGAGCACAUCGACCAAUUCAACAUACUAUUAAAAAGGCAGCUAAGUAGCGUGGAUGAAGGCGGCAAUGUGUGGAACGAGUGCUUGAGAUUGGCACAUGAACAUGCUGAGAUGCUGAGGGAGGUUGGACUGGAUUUCACUGAGUUGGUUGGGAAUGGAAUCAGUGAACAGGACGGCGAAGAAGCCCAGCCUGACAACGACACUCCAACUCAUACCAAAUCUGCCAACAGUUUCCCCGCAUCAAGAUUCUGUUCGACUACCACCUCCAAGAUGCCUACCGAAGCAGAGAAUAUCAAUUAUCUAUACUUGGUCCUAACCAACGAUGGCAGCCCUGUCAUUGAUUGGGAAGCCGUCUCCGCCGCGCUCGACCUCAACAAAAGCGCCGUGACAAAGCGAUGGUCGCGUCUUAAGCAGUCCAUGGACAGGAACGAGGUUCCCGGAGGUACAACGUACCAGUUCCUCUGGCUUUGUGUCAAGCACCAUAAGCGAACUCAGCCCCCAAACUGGAGUGAAAUCGCAGCCAAGGCCAAUACUACUUCUGGAGCGGCGUCUAAGCGCUAUUCUCGCAUGAAGAAGGUAUUCGAGGACAACGAAACCGCUCCCGAUGCAGGCACUCCUCGCUCGCCCGUCAAGAACACACCCACCAAGGCCAAGGGUACUCCGAAGUCGGCCGCCAGGAAGCCUCGCAAGGCCACCACUUCCUCUGGCGACGAUCAGGACGACGUUCAAACUACCCCGGCCAGUAAGCGCAAGCGUGCAUCGCCGAAGAAGAAAGUCGCCGCCACCGAUGAGGAAGCCAAGGUCAAGCCUGAGCCAGACAACGAGGGCGAAGAUGAGGACGAUGAGCUCCUAGAUACCAAGCCCAAGCGCGCCAAGGUCGGCAAGAACAAGAUCAAGGUCAUCCCCAAGCCUAAGUCCAAGGAUAUCGUCAAGAAGGAAGAGACCACCGACGACGGCGAGGACUCUUUCGUCGACGCCCAGGAAUCGCUUGACCACCAGGGAGAUGCUCAGGAUGUCCACCACGACAGCUACGCCGUUCAAGAUCAGCUUGAAGAGAUGGUCGGUAAUAUGGACUGA
Messenger RNA from Alternaria novae-zelandiae, 2892 nucleotides. RefSeq lists its product as uncharacterized. The transcript has 7 exons. NCBI's taxonomy places the organism in Eukaryota, Fungi, Ascomycota, Dothideomycetes, Pleosporales, Pleosporaceae. Gene Ontology annotation, biological process: intracellular protein localization; Golgi to plasma membrane transport; exocytosis. The coding region runs from base 1 to 2892 and encodes 963 amino acids. The record is from RefSeq and is a predicted model, not a curated record. Gene Ontology annotation, cellular component: exocyst.